This is a messenger RNA of Pelobates fuscus (common spadefoot toad), 4748 nucleotides long. It is a transcript of the gene COL28A1, whose product is annotated as collagen type XXVIII alpha 1 chain. Gene Ontology annotation, molecular function: serine-type endopeptidase inhibitor activity. Lineage: Eukaryota; Metazoa; Chordata; Amphibia; Anura; Pelobatidae. The transcript is spliced from 37 exons. The record is from RefSeq and is a predicted model, not a curated record. The coding region runs from base 114 to 3806 and encodes 1230 amino acids.
GAUUUGCAGUAACAUGGAAAAGGAGCCCCUGGCAAAAAGCAUCUGAAUCCAAUUCCUUCUGCAACCUAAGACCUGCCUUCACUGUAUCUCCAUAAACACAUCACAGGUCAACUAUGUUCCCACGGGUUUGGUGGCUUCUCUUUUUAUUAAACAUUCAAACAUAUGUGGCACAGAAUGUCUAUGAAGAAAGAAGAGUGGGACGAUACAAGCCCAAGGCCUUAACAGCAACAGCAGAAAAGACAACUAAUCUCAGUGAGCAAGAUGAAGACUGCAUUCUGGAAAUGGCGUUUUUGCUGGACAGUUCAGAAAGUGCAAAGGACUACAACCACAACCAAGAAAAGAAGUUUGUCUUGCAAAUGGUUGACAAGUUAAAAGGAAUUCAGCUCAAUUCAGGGCGGAUUUUCAGCUGGAGGAUGGCCUUACUGCAGUACAGCAGCACAGUGCUCAUCGAACAGACUUUCAGAGACUGGAAGGGACCUGACAAUUUCAAAGCACGUGUCGCCCCAAUAUCGUAUAUUGGCCAUGGUACCUUUACAUCCUACGCAAUAACAAACCUCACCCAGCUUUACAUGAAUGAAGGCACACAAAAGAGCAUGAAGGUUGCCUUACUUCUAACAGAUGGAGUAGAUCAUCCGAGAAACCCUGACAUUUUUGCUGCAACGUCUAACGCAAAACACCACGACAUUAAGUUUUUUACCGUGGGAAUGACAGGAGUGGCUAAAGAAACAGCCAAUGCCGCAAAACUUCGACUUCUGGCCAGUGUUCCAGCUAGCAGGUUCGUGUUCCAUCUGCAGGAGCCCGACGUUGUGGAUAAAAUCCUGAAAGAAGUGAAAGAGAUGGCAGAAGAGGGGUGUUCGCAGUCAACAGCAUGUGAGUGUGAAAAAGGUGAACGAGGACUUCCUGGACCUGCUGGUAAAAAAGGCCGAAAUGGAGAUGAUGGUGCCCCUGGCCUAAAAGGAACAAAGGGUGAAUCAGGACUAAAUGGAAUUCCUGGAAGAGAUGGAACAGAGGGUAAACCUGGAUACAAAGGGGAACAGGGUGAAAGAGGCGAAUGUGGAAUCCCUGGAAUUAAAGGAGACAGAGGUCCAGAAGGUCCAACAGGUCCGAGAGGAUUGAGAGGUGUGCAGGGAAUUCAAGGUCCACCGGGAGACCACGGUCCCGAAGGACUUCAAGGAGCGAAGGGUGAAAGAGGCCUUCCUGGACCUUCUGGAUUUCCUGGUGAAACAGGGAUAGGACUGCCAGGUCCCAAGGGUGACUUUGGGUCACAAGGAAGGCCGGGACCAGCUGGUCCACCAGGAAUAGGGGAACCUGGGCCUGCAGGACCUCAAGGAUCACAAGGUAUGCAAGGAGAAAGGGGACCCCCUGGAGAAGGACUGCAAGGACCAAAGGGAGACCGAGGCUUUGAAGGGCCCAGGGGACCUCGGGGUCAACCAGGAUCUAGUAUUAAAGGUGACAAGGGUGAUUUUGGAUCGCCUGGUUUGCCUGGCCCUCUUGGUUUACCAGGUACAGGAAUUCAAGGAGAAAAGGGUGUCCAAGGUCCUGCAGGACCACCGGGUGUUAGGGGACCAGCAGGAGAAGGCUUCAUGGGACCUAAGGGAGAACAAGGUCUACCAGGUGAAUCUGGAGUUCCAGGAGAAAGAGGAUUAGGAGAACCUGGUGCAAAGGGUGAGCCAGGAUCGGCUGGAAUGGCAGGUUUGCCAGGACUUCCCGGGGAGGAUGGAGCACCAGGACAAAAGGGUGAGCCUGGACUUCCUGGUCUCAGAGGUCCCGAGGGGUCACCUGGCAUUGGUAUACAAGGUGAAAAGGGUGAUCAAGGUCAGCGAGGUAUCCGCGGAUUAACAGGACCUCCUGGACCUGCUGGACCAUCUGGACCAAAGGGUGAACCAGGUGCAGUGGGACGGUUAGGGCUUCCAGGUCCUCCCGGCCGUGCAAUCGUUGGGCCUAAGGGUGACAUUGGCCCAUCUGGUCCUCAGGGUUUAAUAGGAGAACCGGGAAUUGGAAUUGCAGGACCAAAGGGGGACAGAGGAAAUCCAGGGCCACAAGGACCAUUUGGACCAAAGGGAGAUGGGUACCCAGGCUUACCAGGAAUGCCUGGACUUCCUGGACCUCAGGGGGAUCCUGGAUCAGAAGGCUUUGGAUUACCAGGACCUAAGGGCGAUCAAGGUGUUAGAGGACCUCUUGGUGUCCCCGGACCACCAGGUGAAGGUUUACCAGGACCAAGGGGGAAUGUAGGGAAGCAAGGCCCACCUGGGCCCCAAGGACCACCUGGCGAAGGAAUUCAGGGAGCAAAGGGAGAACCAGGAAUUCAAGGUGGAUCUGGACCUCGUGGACCUCCAGGAGAAGGACUUUUAGGUCCAAAGGGUGAUCGUGGUUCUGCUGGUGAAAGAGGAAGAAAAGGUGAUAAAGGUGACACAGGAGAGACUGGAGUACCCGGAGAAUCUGGUCGGCCUGGAUUUAAAGGAGAAGCAGGAUUAACAAGAGAAGAUAUAAUCAAGAUGAUAAAGGAGAUUUGUGGCUGUGGUGUAAAGUGUAAGGAGAUACCUAUGGAACUGGUAUUUGUGAUUGACAGCUCUGAGAGUGUGGGACCAGAAAACUUUGAAAUCAUUAAAGACUUUGUCACAGCUUUAGUCGACAGGGUAACAGUGGGCAGAAAUGCCACUCGGAUUGGACUUGUUCUCUAUAGUUUAGAGGUUCGUCUAGAGUUUGGUCUUAACAGGUUCACCACUCAGCAAGAUGUCAAGCAAGCUAUAAGGAAAAUGAUGUACAUGGGAGAAGGCACGUACACUGGGACUGCAAUACGUAAAGCUACUCAAGAAGGAUUUUUCGGAGCUAGAAUAGGGGUCCGCAAAGUUGCCAUUGUGCUCACAGAUGGCCAGACAGACAAACGAGAAGCAGUGAAGCUGGACAUUGCAGUUCGUGAAGCUCAAGCUGCUAACAUAGAAAUGUAUGCAAUUGGAAUUGUCAAUGCAUCGGAUCCAACACAACUCGAUUUCAUACGGGAACUUAACCUUAUCGCCUCUGAUCCAGACAGUGAACACAUGUACUUGAUUGAUGACUUUAACACCCUUCCAGCAUUGGAGUCUAAGUUGGUUAACCAGUUCUGUGAAGAUGAGAAUGGAGCACUCAUUUACAAUCGGAUUGGAAGCACAAUCAAUACUAUAUCCCCACAUAAAGGAUCCCCGGGGUCCAUCUCAUCAGGGACGUAUGGCGGCAGAUAUACUAAUUCACAAGAAGAAAGGGUAAACCUACAGCCGGAAAGAGAAGAAAGAGUAAAUGUACAGGAGGAAAGACGCAGAACAGAGACAGAACAAACAUUUGUGGUACAGCUUCCACCGGAAAGAGAGGUGAUCAGGGAAACAGUAGUUGAAGAGGAAGAGGAAGAAGAUUAUGAUGAUGAAAACGAUUACUCUGUAUCAACAAACAGAAAAGUGAUAACUUCAUCAACUGUAAUAUCAUCAUCCUCAUCAGAGUCUUCCUCUUCUUCGUCAUCCUCGUCAUCCUCGUCAUCAUCAUCACAACCUUCAUCAUCAUCAAAAACGUCAUCAUCAUCAUCCACAGUUAUUGUAUCUCCAUCAGAGACCAUUGUACCAUCUAUACCUGCAAUAGAAUAUACUCAAGAUGCACGCUGCAUGUUGCCAUUAGACCAGGGUCCCUGUAGGACAUACAUUAUCAAAUGGUAUUAUGACAAGCAAGCCAAUUCGUGUGCACAGUUUUGGUUUGGUGGCUGCAGUGGAAAUGGAAAUCGUUUUGAUACUGAAGAUGAAUGCAAGAAGGCUUGUGUGUUUGCCUUUGAAGGAGAGAAAUAAGGAGGUGUCUGCAAUCCCGUUAAAAGCUGAUAUACUCGGAAAACUGAAGGAAUCAACAGCAUGGGUGCACCGUUUACGUUUUUUUUUACCCCUCUGAAAUGCUGCCCUAAUGCUUUGUAUGAUUAUGACAUAUGUGACGUGCUCCAUCUAUUUUGGUUUUUAACCAGUUGUUUGUUUUUGUCGGGGGAGAAAAAAUGUUUUCCUAUACCAAAUUGGCUUCAGGCUUAAUUUCUCUACUUACAAGUAAGGUUAUUCAAUAAAGUGUUAAUUAUCAGGAAUUCAAACUGAAUUUACAUUUUUAGGCCACAAUUGGCAAAUUGAAAACAAUUUUUUUUCCACUUUGGUUAUAUCGGCCUUUAAUUUGAAAUUCACUUUGACAUCCUGAUUCAUAGUUUAGAGAUUAACUCUCCCAGUCUCAAGGCAUAAAUAGACUUGACCGUAAAUGUAAAGUAAGAUGGCCCUAUCCUCCAUAAGCAUCUUCUGAUGAGCAAAUAAUAUGUAGGGUUCUGCUGAUAAAAAAAAAAACAAGUCCAACAGUGACCAUAUGUUUUUGUACUACAACUCCCAUUAUAGUCAAAGGGACACUCCACUUUUUUAAAAAAAAAAUCAAUGUUUAGUAAAUAUACCCCAAAUGAAGACAUGCAUAAGUUUAGUUAUGCACUUUUACAUCAAGGGUAUAUCUAAAAGCAACUUGCAAUAGCUGCAGAUGCCAUGCCUGCAGGCUUUGCAAGCCCUCCCCUUCUUCCAGCACAUACUUAUGUGGUUGUCCAAUCAAAGACUACCCAAUGUAGCUCAAUGAGACGUCAUUGCAAGGCAGCUGCUCUGGGCAAUUGCUGCCUCCUGAGUUUAGCUCCACUGAGCUAAACAACCACUAACUGACAGGAUCUGUUGAUUGCCAACCAGGGGUGUAACCAGGUGAAUUUAUAAAAGUGCCAGUUUCUA